AUGUAUGUAGUUACCAGUUCAUCUCCACCAAUUUUACAUUCACGAAGUCGACGAAGCCUACUAUCUGACAGUUCACCAUUGUCUGCUAUCAGUGCUACAAUAUCUAAGAGGUUUGUAGUCUUGUUAACAAUGACAAAAAAUGGUCAAUACAUGAAAAGUUUAGUAUAUUUUUCAUGUGUUAUUUGUUUCUAAAUUAAAUACAGAAAUCCUUUAGAAGAGGACACACUAUCUGGUAACGAGGAUGACUCAGAUAGUGAAUAUGAUGAUAACACAACUCUGACUGCAUCGACCAUCAUGCCCAUGGAUGAAAGUGUUGAGUAUGUUGCAAUUUUAUAUACAUGUACUGUAAAUAUGUGGAUAAUCUGUUCUUAGGCUAAUUACAAACUAUAUGGCAAAGAUGCCAAGUCUGAGUCUGUUUAUAUCAUGUCAAAAUGGUCUCAAAUCAUUAUGGUGUUAUCUAACCAGUAACCCUUACAAAAAUUUCUGCACAGCUUCAGCGCUCCAAACUCAAAACACGGUUGCUGGGAAAAUGUCCCCGAAUUCUAAUGAAAGGGUUCAUGCCUGCCGUGAACCCUUGGAAAGUCCUCAUUUCCUGGGCACUUGAAAAGUCCUAGAAAAAUCCAAAAUCAGAUAAAGUGCUUGAGAAUUACACAAAAAUAUAAAUGAAGUUAAGUUCUGUAACAUCUAAAUAUGUCAAGACGUUUUGAAUAAAUAAAGUCAUGCUUUUAUACGGCUGCGAUUUUCAAGGAUUUCAUUUCAUUAUUAAUGAUUACCAGUGACAAAAGUGUUGGGAAAGUUUGAAUUCAGUCAUUGAAAAGUCAUUAAUUUUGUACAGUAUAGCAGACCCUGUAAUGGUCCACCCCUAUUAUGGCCUUCAAUUAUAGAUUACCGCCGCCCUUGAAAGCAUCAUUCAUUGAGGAAGAGGUGUUCAACACAGAAAUUGGUGGCCACAAUGAUGAGGAGUUGGCACAAGAUGAAGGAAAUGAGUCAUUCGUCAAGCGAAUAAGUGUGGAGGAUGCUAUUCAUCAGGAAAAGUGUGUUGUUUUUACAGAUGCAAUCAUGUCAUUGCUAAGAGAAUUACAUGGGAGCAUUUGUAAGCAACAGGGAUGUGGUCGUGUGCUGGAAUAUAGAAAAAGUUAUGUUGCUGCAUGUCUGAUUGUAUCCUGGAUAUUACUGGAUAUUAUUCAAUAA
Molecule: messenger RNA, 1191 nt
Organism: Paramuricea clavata
Lineage: Eukaryota; Metazoa; Cnidaria; Anthozoa; Malacalcyonacea; Plexauridae
Source: the annotation of a GenBank genome assembly